Molecule: messenger RNA, 912 nt
Organism: Arabidopsis lyrata subsp. lyrata
Lineage: Eukaryota; Viridiplantae; Streptophyta; Magnoliopsida; Brassicales; Brassicaceae
Product: calmodulin-like protein 6
Exons: 1
Coding region: 264-728 (154 amino acids)
Molecular function (GO): calcium ion binding
Source: RefSeq, a predicted model, not a curated record
UCCUCUCAACCAAAAAUAAAACAAAUCUCUCUCUAUCUCUCCUAUUUUUGUCCCAUUUACAUGUUAUUACCUCGAGCUUUUGGCUAAGAUUUUCCACCAAUUCUCUUUAACAUUCUCCUUAGUUUCUGAAAUUGCCCUCAUCGGGUCUCCAAGAGGCCAAGAAAGACCCCUCUUUCUCGGCUUCUCGGAGUCUCAUCAUUCUCUUUUUUUGCAUUUUCUUCCUCCACACGCAACCUCUGAAAAACCCUCAAUUUUAAAAACAAAUGGAUUCCACGGAGCUAAAACGUGUGUUCCAAAUGUUCGACAAGGACGGAGACGGUAGGAUCACUACAAAGGAGCUGAACGAGUCAUUAAAGAACCUGGGUAUCAUAAUCCCCGAAAACGAGCUAACGCAAAUUAUCCAAAAGAUCGAUGUUAAUGGUGACGGUUGUGUUGACAUUGAAGAGUUUGGAGAGCUUUACAAGACGAUAAUGGUGGAAGAUGAGGACGAGGUAGGAGAAGAAGAUAUGAAGGAAGCGUUCAACGUAUUUGAUCGGAACGGAGAUGGGUUUAUAACGGUGGAUGAAUUGAAAGCGGUUUUAUCUUCCUUGGGACUCAAGCAAGGUAAGACCUUGGAGGAAUGUAGGAAAAUGAUAAUACAAGUGGAUGUUGAUGGUGAUGGUAGGGUUGAUUACAAGGAGUUUAGACAAAUGAUGAAAAAGGGUCGGUUUUUUAGCUCUUUGAGCUGAUUAUAACUUUUUUUUUCUCUUGUUUUUAUUUUGUGUUAUUUACUUAACCAUUUUCUCUUGCUGUCUAAAAGGAAAAAAUACAUGACCAUAGACUAUAUAUUUAAUUGUCUAGACUUGCGAAGAGCAAUUUGUAUAAAUCUGUAGGUGUUCUUGUCUAUAAUGUGAUGGCUUUGUUUAACAUUAA